AAAAGCCUAUUCAUUAUACAGCGCCCCGUGAAUUUCUGUACAGCACGAGCGAUGCGAUGCUUUGGGUAUGAUUGCAAAGCGUCAGCCCUUUUCAGCUGGAGUUUUACUUGCCUGAGUGGGCUGAAAUGUGGCUUCGGGGUGGGACAUUAUUGUUAUUAUUGUUAUUAUUAUGCAAGCAAAAACCCAACCUGCAGGUAUGAUACCAUGGGGUUUAUUUUAAGCUGCCCUUUCUGCAGCGAGGGCUCUUUGAAAAGAGAUGCUAAAGGGUUACACAGCUACGUGAAGGUUUGGGAGGGAGUUUGGAAGUUUCUUCCCAACCCAGCUUGAAACCAAUGGCACUUCUGCACCGACUCCUAGCAGCAGGGACCACGCUGGAGUUUCUGGUGCCAGGCAAACAGGUCCCCGCCGGAGGAGACCAUGUUCCCCAGGCUGUUGCAGCAGUGGAGCUUCGCCGUCUUCCUGCUCAGCUACUCCGUGCCUUGCUGCGGAAGAUCGGUGGAGGGCAUCAGCCGCAGGCAUAAGAGAGCUGUAUCAGAGCAUCAACUACUGCAUGACAAAGGGAGAUCUAUCCAAGAUUUACGAAGAAGAAUGUUCCUCCAAAAUUUAAUUGAGGGAGUGAACACAGCAGAGAUCCGGGCUACUUCUGAGGUUUCUCCUAACCCUAAGCCUGCUACCAACACAAAGAACUACCCAGUUCGAUUUGGCAGUGAAGAUGAAGGCAAAUACCUAACUCAGGAGACAAACAAAGCUCAAACAUACAAGGAGCAGCCCCUGAAGGCACCUGGUAAGAGGAAGAAAGCAAAGCCUGGAAAACGCAAGGAACAAGAAAAGAAAAAGAGGCGUACUCGAUCAACAUGGCCAAAUUCUGGAGUACCUGGUAGUGGAGACAAAGGGUUCUCUCUCUUGGAAAUCUCUGGUUUCUACACAUGAUCAUAAUUUAAGGAGGUGUUGAAAUUUUCAGCUGAGACCUUUGGAAAACAUAUUGCAGUAUUCUGUAAUAGUGAACAUAUAAAAAGUGUUAAAAUAUUUAUUGUUUGUAAAUACUGUAAAUGCUCCACAUAAGCCUUCUUCUGCCCUUCCCUUUCUUCCCAUUGCUCUCUGAAACUGCACAUUUGGUUAUUGUGAAAUUUUUUUUUUGUGCUAAGGUUAGACAAUUAUUAUUGUUGCAUUUACCAUAAUUUAUUUUGUUGAUCGGUGUAUUUAUUUUGUGAACAUAUCUUGGUGCUGCUGACCUUCUAUAUAUUUUUUGUAACAUAAUGCACUUUAGAUAUACAUAUCGAGUACAUUGUUAAUG
Gavialis gangeticus (Gharial) is the source of this 1294-nucleotide messenger RNA. RefSeq names its product parathyroid hormone like hormone (gene PTHLH). Gene Ontology annotation, biological process: regulation of chondrocyte differentiation; osteoblast development; bone mineralization. Lineage: Eukaryota; Metazoa; Chordata; Crocodylia; Gavialidae. Gene Ontology annotation, molecular function: hormone activity; peptide hormone receptor binding. The transcript is spliced from 4 exons. Gene Ontology annotation, cellular component: extracellular region. Bases 418 to 930 code for a protein of 170 amino acids. The record is from RefSeq and is a predicted model, not a curated record.